AUGAAGAGGAGAAACAUCAUUUCAAAUUUCAACUUAGCAAAUUCAUAAAAUUAUAGUUCAAUCAUUUUUAGAGUCACUUCUGAAAAUGUUUAAAUUCUCGUAAGUAGAUCAUCUAAGUGUUAAUUGGUUAAUUGGAAAUGUUAUGAGUAUAGUGGAACCAGUGACUAACCAAUAAGUUUGAGUGAUUCUCAAAUAAAAGAUGGUCAAUAUUCAAUCACAAUUGAAGGAAUGGAAUUAGCAAAGUAUGGGUUGAUCAUAGAAACUCAUCCUAAGGACAAGAUCAAUGUUGUCAAUAUCAAAAAAGGGUCGAUUUAUAAAUCAUCAAUCAAUUCUAAUUAAAAGAAAUAAUGUUUUAAAUAUGAACAGACUACUAAAGGAGUUUUAACUCUUUUAGUCCAUGGACCCAAUCAGAAACUAGUUAGUUAUGCUAAUAUUGACACUGAUGAAGAAAUUCCAACCAAGGGUGAUAACGAUGUAAUAACUGGAAAUUCAGCCUUGCAAUUAGUUAGUGAUAAAUUCCUAGCUUGUGUUGAAAUCUAAGAUCAGUAUAAUUAAGAUGUUAAAAAUAUAACUGAAUAUAAUGACAUCAAAUUUUCACUCAUUUUGUACGAUGCUUAAUCUGUCAUUAAUUUAGAAUUCAACUCAGCCUACUAUGGAUAAGUAGCAUUUACAGAAUAGUAAAGAUUCUCAUUUUUGAGUUAUUUCGAUGAGGAUGUUGUUUAUAUCACUAAAAACAUUCUAUCAAGUGGAGAUGUCAAUAAGGACUUAUAAGUGUACAUUAGGUAAUAUGUUGUAUGA
Messenger RNA from Paramecium tetraurelia, 798 nucleotides. RefSeq lists its product as uncharacterized. Lineage: Eukaryota; Ciliophora; Oligohymenophorea; Peniculida; Parameciidae. The transcript has a single exon. The record is from RefSeq and is a predicted model, not a curated record.